ACCCUGUCGGUGCAGCAGACCCCCGAGGGCAGCCUGCUGGCACGCUGGGAGCCCCCAGCUGGCACCACCGAGGACCAGGUACUGGGCUACCGCCUGCAGUUCGGCCGAGAGGACUCGUCACCCCUGGCCACGCUGGAGUUCCUGCCCACCGAGGACCACUACACGGCGUCAGGCGUGCACAAGGGGGCUACGUAUGUCUUCUGGGUGGCAGCCCGCAGCCGAGGUGGCCUGGGCGAGGAGGCGGCGGAGGUCCUGAGCAUCCCGGAGGACACACCCCUCGGCCAUCCGCAGAUCCUCGAGGUGGCUGGCAAUGCCUCU
Messenger RNA from Myotis davidii, 318 nucleotides. Its product is annotated as receptor-type tyrosine-protein phosphatase S-like. The record is from RefSeq and is a predicted model, not a curated record. Lineage: Eukaryota; Metazoa; Chordata; Mammalia; Chiroptera; Vespertilionidae. The annotation marks the transcript as partial. Gene Ontology annotation, molecular function: protein binding. The transcript has a single exon.